Molecule: messenger RNA, 1086 nt
Organism: Kwoniella botswanensis
Lineage: Eukaryota; Fungi; Basidiomycota; Tremellomycetes; Tremellales; Cryptococcaceae
Exons: 2
Coding region: 1-1086 (361 amino acids)
Source: RefSeq, a predicted model, not a curated record
AUGACUUCUGGCAGCUUUGCCCCUCUUACGUUCACUUACGAUCCUAUCAACAAGAUUGAUCUGGACGUUUACCUCCCUACCAACAAUGCCAUACAAGGUGAUAGGGUAGAUGUCGAUAUCAAAUCACUUCCAGCUUUGAUCUUCUUCCACGGAGGGGGGUUGACCUCAGGUUCAAAAAAGGAUUUAUAUUUCCCUACAUACUUGAUGGAACAAUGCCUAUCGAAAAAUAUCAUCUUCAUCGCUGCCAACUAUCGACUUCUCCUUCCCCUAUCCGGAAUCGAUGUUUUACAAGACGUCGAAACGCUCUUCUCCUAUCUCUCUUCUUCAUCUACCGAACUCGUUUCUUCCCUUCAGACCAGAGGAUUCAAAUUGAACCACGAGAGAUUAGGCGUAGUGGGCGUAUCAGGUGGUGAUUAUCUAGCCAGAGCAUCUAUCGUCUUACCUCCUUCCAAAAUCCCCGAAACGGUCAGACCAAAAGUCUACGUUGACUUAUAUGGAAUGGGUGGUGAUUGGUUAUUAGAUCAUUGGAUCAAGGCUAAACCCUCUAUGCCAAACCUGGUUGGAACUCCAUAUGAUCUAAAUAAAGUCGAAAGAAUUUUGGCGGAUGUCCAACAAGGUAAAGAAGGAGUGAAGAGUGAAUCACCAAUUCAAUUUGGAGGUGAUGAUCAAGGUCGAUUAGGGUUCUUAAAUCAUUGGUAUAAAACUGGUGAAUAUGUGGAUCACUUAUUGGAUGAACCUGGCCUAUCAAGAAGAUUGGAGUUGUUACCUUACGAAGAAAGGUUUGAAGCAAUUCCACAAGAUAAGAAAUGGUUGUUAUUACCCCUUGAAAAAGAUCGACUAUACCCAAAGACGAUGAUUAUUCACGGAGAAAAAGAUAAUUUGGUACCUGUAGAUGUAUCAAAGCAAUUACAGAAGGAUUUAGAAAGUUUAGGUGACAAUGUUCUUGAAAUUCAAGCGAUUUACCCUAAAGAUGCGGGACAUGGAUUGUUGGAUGUCGGGAAAUUCCCAAAUAUCGUUCCCAUUCCCGAAAUCACAGAGAUCUUCGAUAGGUUUGUAGAUUUUGUAAGUGAUGCUCUGAAAGAAUAA